AUGAAAUUUCUUUUGAUUUUAUUUAUUUCCUAUUUUGUAAUAAAUGUUGUCAAGGGUCAAUUAAAUUUACAAGAGGAACAAUGCCUUGGUCAAAUAUUUUCAAAUUUGGGUGUUAAUAUUCAAACAUCAGAUUAUUGUUCAUCAAAUUAUACAGGUUGUAAUGGACAAUUUGUUAGCGUUUUAAAUAUAAAAUCAUAUACAUCCACACACGAAUUUUCUCAAGUUGAUUUUCAAUGUUUUUCAAAGGUUAUAUCAAUUAGUAUUUCAGAUUUAAAAAUUUCAUCAACAUUUUUAGAAGGACCAUUCCCCACCGAAGUAGCACUCUCCUUUCACAAUUGCUCUACUACUUAUAGUAAUUUAUUUUCAACAAUAAUCAAUUCAAAUAUAACGUAUUUGUCUUUUGAUAGAAUAGAUCCACUUCAAAUAUCAAAUACUGUUAAUAUCAAAUUAUCAUACCUUAAUAGAGCGUCAAUUUUUAUUUUUAGUAUUAUAAAAGUAAGUUCAUCAUCUGAUUAUAUCAUAUUGAUUAAUGAUAUCCCAGCUGGUAGUACGAAAUCAUUUACUCAAAUUGCAAUGGAUAUUAAAGAUUUACCACCAAUGGAUAAUAUUAUUUUGAACGGUCUUAAUAUAAGAACUUUUAAUUCACCUACUAGUAAAGGAUACAGCAAUAUUCAAACUUUAAAAUAUAUUACAAAUUUCUAUAUUUUCAUUAAUCAAGGAUAUUCAGAUUUUAGUGAAUUUGCUUUAAUUCCAAAUCAAAAUAACUUUAAAAUAAUACAAAUGGCAGGAAAUUUAUCACCAACACCAACUGGAAUAAUUGAUUUAAGAAAUUUAUCAGGAUUAAAACAAUUAAUAUUAUCGUUGGUUUCAUCAGAUUUCAAUUAUCAAGGUCAUAUUCCACUUAAUUUGCCACAAACAGUUAAAAAUUUUCAUAUUUCCGAUGGUUCAUUUUCAGUUGGUGUAAAAGAGUUUUUGAAUGCUUAUCCGAAUAUCUCUAUUGUUUCUAUCCCAGGCAAUCAAAUUAACGCUAAUUUUUCAGAAUGGAAAAAUAGAGGUUAUGAUCAAUUUUCUAUAAGUGAGAAUAACUUUCAAGGAACUGUUGAUUCAUCAUGGUGUACCACAAUGACAACUUUAUUAAAAAAUAAAUUGACAGGUGAUUUACCAUCAUGUUUCGCUUGUCAUUUGUAUAAUGAAUAUAUUAAUUUUACAGUAUCUGAAAAUCUUUUUAAUCCUAUUCUACCAUGUACAACUUUAAUACCAAAUCUUAGAUUCGAUUCAUCAAGUAAUAUAUUAUAUCUAUAUGGUGAUGACUUGGGUUUCUAUGAAACUGAUAUUAAAAUAGUUUCAUCACCAACAAAAUCAUUCAAUCAUUUAAUUUAUUCAAAAUUAUUUUUUUGUGAUAAAUUUACUCAAUCAAAUUUACCAGAAAUUUUAACUUUAGAUUUUACAAGUGCAAAUAAAACUUUUAUAUUAUCAACAGUUGAAAAACCACCAUUAGUAGAUUUAGUCACUGUUGCAUCUUCAUCUGCUUUAUUAUUUUUUGAUGGAUCAUUUUUUAAUUAUAAUAAAUCAUCAAUUAAAAUCAAAGUUGAUGAUUUAACAUGUUUAAUUACUCAAACUACAUUUAAUCAAACUAGUUGUCUAAUUCAAGGAUCAUAUAAUAAGAAUUCACUUGCUCAAAUUACAAUUACAGUAGAAAGUUAUUAUACAACUAAAUUAAAAAUAUUACAAACAAACCUUUUUGCCUAUUUAAAUCAAUCAACAACAGUUUAUAGUUGUUCGUUGGAUUGUAACUCACUUGGUGGUAUUUGUAAUACAUUAAUUGGUCAAUGUUCAUUUAAUUGUCCAAAUGAUUGUACAAAUUCUUUGGCAGGUACAUGUAAUAGUUCAACAGGAGUAUGCAAUUGUUAUACUGAUUUUCAAGGUUUAGAUUGUUCAUUACCAUUUAAAGCUUGUACAUCAGAUUGUAGUUCACCAUUAAGUCAAGGUUCAUGUAAUAAUCAAACUGGUAUUUGUCAAUGUAUACCAAAUUAUCAAGGUUUAAAUUGUAAUAUUCCAUCACAUUAUAUUACUUCAGUUAUUCCAUGUUCAAUUGAUGGUGGUGAAGUUUUAAUUAAUGGUUGGUUUGGUAAUAAUAAUGAUGGUACACAUUUAUUAUCAUCAUAUAAUAUAGUUAUAGGUAGUUUAGAUUGUAUUGUUACAUCAAUUAAUGAAACAGAAAUUAAAUGUAAUCUUGGAGCAGGUACAGGUACAAAAAAUAUUAAAAUUAUAAAUUCAAUUAAUCCAAAUGUAAUUUUCAAUGGUAAUGGAUUAUUUAAUUAUCAAAAUCCAAUUAAAACUUGUCCAAAUAGUUGUACAAGUUUAAAUAAUGGUAAAUGUAAUUCAAAUACAGGUGAAUGUCAAUGUAACGAUAAAUUCAUUGGUUUCGAUUGUAGUACACCAAUUAAAAUCAUUGAAAGUGCACCACCAACAAAUACAUCAAUCAAUAAAGAUACAGGAGGUAUAGAACUUACCAAUCAAGAUACAAUAUAUGAAAUUUCAAUUAUAUCAUUAAAUGAAAUUUCAAUUGAUGGUUCAAUUAUAAAAUCACAUCAAUUAAAAGGUAAUUGGUCAAGCGAUAAUACAACAAUAACACCAGAUUCAAAUUAUUUCAAAUUUUCACAAAAAUUAAUUAAUAAUACAUGUAAAAUUACAUUUACUAUUGAAGAGAUUAAAUUAAAAGAUAAGAACUUUACAUUUGGAACGACAACGUUUAAAGUUGAAAAAGAUUCAAUAAAAUUAUCAGUUUUAAUUCAAGAUUAUCAAUAUCAAAGUUCAUUAAAUACAUUACAAUUAAUAUUUUAUUCAGCAGUUGGAAAUGAUUCAAAUUCUAACAAUGAUGAUUGUAAUAAACAAGAUACAUCAAUUGAUACAUCAAAUGCAAAUAAUCAACAAAUUUCAAAUUAUAUUCAAAUUUCUAAAAAUUCAAAAACAUUAGUUGGUCGUUUCAUUAAUCAAGUAAUUGCAGAUUCAAGAUCAACUUUUAUGUCAAGUACAAUUAUUAAAGAUAAUAAUAAUAACUCAUCGUCAUCAGUUAUGUUGGGAUUAAAUCUACCACAUUGUAAAGAAUGUUUAAUUGAUCCAGACUUUUCAGUAUUAGUAAGUCCAGAUUUUAAAGAAUCAUGCAAUGAAUCAACAAAUAAAAACAAAUGGUUAAUACCUGUCGUUGUCGUUGUACCUGUAGUAGGUUGUGCUGCAAUUCUUACUCUAUCUGUAGUUUUAUAUAAAAAAUAUAAAUAUAAUUUAAAAUUUAUUGCAAUCAAAUUAAAACCAUUUAAAGAAUAA
Dictyostelium discoideum AX4 is the source of this 3324-nucleotide messenger RNA. RefSeq lists its product as hypothetical. NCBI's taxonomy places the organism in Eukaryota, Evosea, Eumycetozoa, Dictyosteliales, Dictyosteliaceae. Bases 1 to 3324 code for a protein of 1107 amino acids. The record is from RefSeq and is a predicted model, not a curated record. The transcript is spliced from 5 exons.